AUGAAUAAUACUAUCACUUUAGAUUCUCAUACAAUUGAUUUAUCGACAUUGGAAGAAUUAAGGGAUCCUAAUUUAAUAAGUAGAUACCCUCCAUUGUUCCAAAGAAAACAAAAUUUAAUUACAUUGGAUCAUAAUAUUAACAUUGGUAGUCCAAGUGGUUCUAUUAAAAGAUCCAAAACGGUUUCAACUAUAAAUUCAAAGAAUUUAACAUCAUUGACACCUAGUAUAUCUGCACCUAUUUCAAAUUAUUAUCCAAUUCAACCAUAUUCUCCAUCAAUAAAUUCAAAAGAAGCCCCAAGUCACUAUGGUAACAAGAGACAUCGAUUUGUUAAAUUUUUAAAGAAUUUUUCUUCAAAGUCAAGCAGACCAACUAGGCUGGAAUUGUUGAAACAAUCAAUAAGCAAACCUAUAUCGCAGCAACAGCAACAGAAACAGCAAUCACCACCACCACAACAAACCGCAGUAUCACUGAAUAAACUAGAUUAUCAUGCAUCAAUAUUUAUGAAUAGUUUAUAUCCUUCAAAAUCAAGAAAUUCAAUUGAGAUUAAAUCAGAUGUAGAUAGUGAAACCAUGUGUGAUGCAACAAAUACACCAACAGAAGAAUAUGGACCUGAAGAAGAAAUUUAUGAAGAAACUAAAGAAUUUGAAUUAUCAAGACGUAAUACUUAUCUAUCACAAUUGAAAUUCCAACCAAUGUCUCCACCACAAGAUUUUUCAGCAGUAAAUACAAUAAUUAUUCCCCCUGUUGGUGGAAGUAGUCAUAUUAUAAAUCCUGAAUAUUAUUCAAGUCCAAUUAUUCAUCCUAAUAUUCAUAUUGAUCAAAUGACUGGAACAAUAAGUUCAAAUAAUCACCGAUCAAAUAUUUCUUUUGCAAAAUAUGAUUUAAUGAAUUUAGAUCCAAGUGCAAUGUCACCCGUAGACGAUAAUGACGACGAUAAUGAUGAUGAUGAUGAUGAUGACAUGGUUGAAAUUGAUAGAACUGAAUUUGUAUUACCAAAUUCAUCAUUUUUUAUACCCACUACAACAAUUAAUGCAUCUAAAGGUGAAAUGAUGGAUAAUGAUCAUAUUCCAGUAGAAGAAGAAGAAGAAGAUGACGAUAAUGAUUCAUAUUAUAGUUUUUCAAAAUCACCUCAGGAUUCAAAUAAAUUAUCUUUGAAAUCUCCAGGGAUCAGAACAAAUAGUUCGAGAAUUGUGGCAUCCCCAAUUUAUAGAAUUAUUCAUAAUUCUCCAACUGAAGGUAGAUAUUAUUAA
This is a messenger RNA of Candida tropicalis MYA-3404, 1251 nucleotides long. RefSeq lists its product as uncharacterized. The transcript has a single exon. Bases 1 to 1251 code for a protein of 416 amino acids. NCBI's taxonomy places the organism in Eukaryota, Fungi, Ascomycota, Pichiomycetes, Serinales, Debaryomycetaceae. The record is from RefSeq and is a predicted model, not a curated record.